Messenger RNA from Pteronotus mesoamericanus, 640 nucleotides. RefSeq names its product interferon omega-2-like. Gene Ontology annotation, biological process: defense response. Gene Ontology annotation, molecular function: cytokine receptor binding. NCBI's taxonomy places the organism in Eukaryota, Metazoa, Chordata, Mammalia, Chiroptera, Mormoopidae. The transcript has a single exon. Gene Ontology annotation, cellular component: extracellular region. Bases 31 to 591 code for a protein of 186 amino acids. The record is from RefSeq and is a predicted model, not a curated record.
CUCAGCCAGGCCAGCAGCCCCUCCUCGCCCAUGGCCCUCCUGCUGUCUCUGCUCACGGCCCUGGUGGUAAUCAGCUGUGGCCCCGGUGGCUCUCUGGGCUGUGACCUACCUCAGAGCCACAUCCUGCUCAGCAAGGAGAACGCGCUGCUUUUUAGGCGAAUGUGGAGAAACUCCACUUCUUCCUGCCCGAAGGACGGAAGAGACCUCCGAUUGCCCCGGGCGAUGGUAAAUGGCAGCCAGGUGCAGAAGGCCCAGCCCAUCGCCGUCCUCCACGAGAUGCUCCGGCACAUCUCCGACCUCUUGCUCACAGAGCACGCCUCCGCUGCCUGGGACACGACCCUGCUGAACCAGCUGCGCAUGGGACUCCAUCGGCAGCUGGCAGACCUGGAGCCCUGUUUGAAGCAGGAGACGGAAGAGGAAGGAGCUGUCCCGCCAACCCAGGGACCUACACUGGCUGUGAGGAGGUACUUCGAGGGCCUUUGUCGCUACUUGAAAGACAAGAAGUACAGUGACUGUGCCUGGGAUCGUGUCCAAGUGGAAAUCUUGAAAUCCUGGUCUUCGAUACUUAACCUUACAAGACAUGUUAAGUAAUAGGGACGGAGACCUGCGCUCACCUUGAUGCGAUCGUCACCCAUGAACG